AACACCACCAAGCAACUCCCAUCACUCUCCCAGUUGGCCGAAUCGGACACGUGAAUCAACGGAGCUGACUUUAGCGAUCAACUUUACAACCUCCGAGUAGUCAAUCCGCACCUCGAAUCAAAAUGUCUCUCCGCUUCGUACCCAACAAAGCGCACCCGACGCAGACGACACUCGAGACGUCAGCGCCUUCAGCCCCCGGUGUCCAUGAUACUCUGCGAUCCCGCCUCGCUCAGACUUGCACAGCACCCACGGCCACGUCAUCAUCAACAGCGCCUGUGGUUCUUCAGUCGGCUCACCCGCUCGAGGCCCGCCUCGUCCAAUGGCGUGACACUCAGGACCGUCUGAAGAUGGAGAUGCUGAGGCGGCAGUUUGGAAUUGCAGAGCCGGUGCGUAGGGGUAUGGAGCUCAAGAUUGCUGAAGCGGGCGAAUGGAGGCCAGCAGCGCUGGGUGGCAGCAGUGGUCUUCACCGAGACAUUCUGCAGGGACGGGACUGCGAGAUUGGUUGGGAGGACGUCUUCACCGGUAACGAGCUGAGGCAGGUGCCGGACUUCCACACUGAGAUGGAGAACAAGAUGAAGAUGAACUGGUAGAGGCUUGUUUACAAGGCCUGUUCGCUAGACGAAUGGGUAUGCAUCAGCAUGUGGCACAGUUGGUCUACAAGUAGCUCGAUGCAAGCUCUAAGCAGAUGAUAUGGACGGACAAUAGUGGGUCAGAAUCAAGAUUGAGGAAUGAAUUGAUGAUGCAC
Molecule: messenger RNA, 745 nt
Organism: Pyrenophora tritici-repentis Pt-1C-BFP
Lineage: Eukaryota; Fungi; Ascomycota; Dothideomycetes; Pleosporales; Pleosporaceae
Product: putative proteasome maturation factor protein
Biological process (GO): proteasome assembly
Cellular component (GO): nucleus; cytoplasm
Source: RefSeq, a predicted model, not a curated record